Molecule: messenger RNA, 1551 nt
Organism: Podospora anserina S mat+
Lineage: Eukaryota; Fungi; Ascomycota; Sordariomycetes; Sordariales; Podosporaceae
Exons: 1
Coding region: 1-1551 (516 amino acids)
Molecular function (GO): RNA binding
Source: RefSeq, a predicted model, not a curated record
AUGGAAGCCAGCGAAGAGUCUGGCGAAGAGGAUGAUAACGACUCCGAAAACGACGAAGAUGACGAAGACGAAGAUGACGCCAGCGAUAGCAUGAGCGUGGAUGACGAGGCCGAGGCCGCAGAGGUUUUGGAAUCAGCAGCAGCAAAAAGUAAGGCCGAGGAGGAGGAUGGACGUAAGAGAAAGCGGAAACAACGGAAUGAUGACGAAGAUCUUGAGGCCAAAUACUUUGAGCGUCUUCAGGAGGAUGAUGAGGAGGAGCGAUCUGGGAAACGGCGCAAGGAUGCGAACGGGAAGGCUGCGGCCGUUGAGAAGACUGAGAAGACCGGCGACAAGGACUCAGACUUGGACUCAGACGCCGAGGUCCCCAAGCACGAAUCUCUGACAGCCAACGAUGCAGCUUCAGAGCUUGAGAAGGCAAACCGCACCGUAUUCCUCAGCAACGUCUCCUUGGAGGCGACCACUUCGCGCACAGCCAAGAAGACUCUUUUAAAGCACCUUGCCUCGAUUUUGGAUCCGAAAGCCGACCCUCCCCAGAAGGUGGAAUCUAUCCGCUUCCGCUCAACAGCUUUUGCCACUGCUGCUAUCCCUAAGCGUGCGGCGUUCAUCAAGAAGGAGGUUAUGGAGGCGACAACAAAGUGCACCAAUGCCUAUGCUGUCUACAGCACCCCUGAGGCCGUUCGUCUUGCAGUACAGAAGUUGAAUGGCACUGUGGUGUUGGACCGCCAUCUCAGAGUGGACAGUGUCGCCCAUCCAGCCCCCGUCGACCAUAAGCGCUGCGUUUUUGUUGGCAACCUCGGUUUCGUUGACGAUGAGACUGUACUGAACGUCAAGGUUGAUGACGAGGGUAACCAAACGACUACGAAGAAGAAGAGGACCAAGCAGCCUAUGGAUGUCGAGGAGGGGCUGUGGCGCGUCUUUGGCAAGGAGGCCGGCAAGGUCGAAAGCGUCCGGGUUGUCAGAGACAACGUCACCCGUGUCGGCAAGGGCAUUGCUUAUGUCCAGUUCUAUGACGGAAACGACGUCGAGAAGGCCAUUCUGCUGGAAGGAAAGAAGUUUCCCCCUAUGCUCCCCCGCGAGCUCCGCGUAUCGAGAUGCAAGGCUCUUCACAAGACGGCCAGGGCUUUGGAGGCGAAGCACGGCAAGGCUGGUCCCCCAUCAAAGGGAGAUCGCAAGGGCAGGAAGGGCUCCAGCUAUGUCCCCAAGAUCACACCCGAAGACAAGACAUUGGCUGGCAGAGCGGGUAAGCUGCUUGGUAGAGGCGGUGCUGCCAAGUUGACUGGCGGGGACAAGAAAAAGGACAGGAAAGACAGGCCUCGUCGGGAGUCAGCUGGUGCUCCGCAAAGCCAACCUAGUGGCAUUAGACCACCAGAAGACUUUGUCUUUGAGGGUAAACGCGCAAGUGCCAAGGACGGAAAGCCAAAAGACCUGAAGUUCAAGGGUGCCAGAAAUGGUGAGAAGAGAGGGUACAAGAAGAAGACGGGCCCAGGUGGCCCGACUGGCAGAGGUGCUGCGAGAGCGGCCAAGUGGAGGGAAGGUGGCGCAAAGAAAUAA